AUGGAUCACAACAGUUCCUACUACUACCCAUCCAACCACCCCCAACACCCUCUGUACUUUAAUCCGGCAUCUCCAGUUCAUGCUCCUCCUGCUCCUGGUCGUCCAGAACCAGAGGAACCAAAAGACUACCACCACUACGCUCCAGCAUCGCCAAGCGACUUUAUCUACAAUUCCUCUGUCAACUUCUCUGCCAACGGCACCGCCAAAGCCACAGCUAGCACUAACAUCUUUGAUCGUCCCUCCCGCCCUUCUGCUUCUUCUUCUUCUCGUUCUUUGUUCUCUGUCUCCAACGAGGCGGUACUUGGUUAUCCACCUGCGGGAGUAGAGUACAGCGGCGGCGGCCCGUCUACUGGGGCUGUGGAGCAAUCGGUUUUGGAUUACUUGGAGGUACCUGGGGUACUGGCAUCAAGUCUACAGGAACCAAGUAUACCACAACCAAGUCUACAGCAACCAAGUAUACCACAACCAAAUCUACCACAACCAGCACCAGGUUUUGAGGAGCAUCGACGUCAGCGUCAGCGGCAAUCAACAAUGAAUAUGGGGCCGGGACCGUCAAAAUCGAUACCCCCUGCGUUGUCGUUGGGUGCUGAAAGAGGGAGUAAUGCUAGUUCCAGUGAGGAGACGGUGGUUAUCAAGCGGGAGGAGAAGGAGGAGGGAUCAUCAAGUUCGGUUCCUUGGGUGUCGAUACCGUUAGGGCAGAGGGUGAAGAGGUGGGAGCCACGGGUGCCACGGGUGCCACAGGGUAAACAGGGAAAGCAGGGAAAGCAGGGAAAGCAGGGAAAGCAGGGAAAGCAGGGAAAGCAGGGAAAGCAGGGAAAGCAGGUGGAAGGAGAUGUGGGGACGGACAAUGGGAUCAGUGGUAGUAAGACUUGGGAAGAAAGGGGGGAUGGGGUGGUGGGGAGGAUGAUGCCGCCGGUGGUGCAUAGUAUGGGUGGGGGUGUGGGCAGUAUGGAGAUGGGAAUGGGAAUGGCACCAAUAAUAAUGCCAAAGAUGGGUCUGUUCAAACCCAUCAGGUGGGAUGGACCGUCUUCUUCUUCUGCUUCGAAGUCGAAGACUAAAGCGAGGAGGGUACGUGCCUGGGAAACCAUGGAAGAACAAUAUGGUGAUGUUCAUCUCCGACGAACUCUUGAAAGCCAAAAUCGACACAGAAACAGAAACGAAAGCAGCAACAGAGACCUAAACGACGAAACCGAAGACGAAAAAGGUUCUGACGCCCCCAUCUCUCCCCAUUCUCGCUCCCCAAAGAGACUCAAGACCUCCUCCCAAUCAAGAUACACCUUUCGUCCAGGUCCAGGUCCAGCAGAAACAGUCCCAACCAUCAAAAUAAAGCAAGAACCAGGCCUCUCACCUCCACCAUCCGCUGUUUUGGGUCAGUUUCCCAUAUAUGAUUCCUUCGAUUCCGCCCCAAGCAACAACAGUGGCUAUGAAUCCUCCGGUCUAUAUGACGAUUUACCUUCCUCGCGAAGUAUCAGCCCCUUGACUCGGGUUCCGACACCUCGUCGUGUGCUGUUCACUACUACUACUCCGAACCGGAUCAUGACUGGAACUAGAGAAACGGCCCAGCCUUCAUUGAGGGCGGUGAGUAAGCAGUUGAAGAAGAGGAAUCGGGAGAUGGCGCUGGGUCAGGGUCAGGGUCGGGAGGAUAAUCGAGAACUGAGUCGGGAACCAAGAAAGAAACGAAAAGGAGAGGGUUGUUGGGGUUUACCUGGCGGUAGUCAAAGACAGCAGACUCACGAUACUUCACUACAGCAGCAGAAUAAUCGAGGAUCUUCCGAAGAAAGAGAAAAAGGCUGGACGACAACCAUCUCAGCAGGCAGCAGUGAAGAAGGGGAAGAAAGGGAUAGGGAUGACGCUGCUGCUGCUGCUGCUGCUGCAUCAAGUAAUAAUGCCCUUUCUUAUACCGAUCAAGAAGAAGAAGAAGAAUGGUGUCGCCCUUUUUCAUUUUCAUCAUCAUCGUCGUCAUCGUCGGCCGCACCCGUCUCUUUUGAGACGUCAGCGAGAUAUGAUCAUGUAUCGUCGGCUUCGCAGGAGAGAAGAACAGAAGAAGAAGGAUACCGGCAAGCUAUUAUACAAAUGGUGCAAGACACUUGUCUUGAGGCUAGCAAGAGGUAUAUCAGGGCUCAUUGCGUGAAUAGGGGGGCCCGUGAUGGGGGCGGUACCUCUGUCCUGUCUCGUAGGUCCGAAACUGGGACUGCUCGCAAGGCAAGAAGAAGGAGGCAUAAGCUUAAAUCCCGUCAGGCCUCUUCCUCUUCCUUUUCAUCCUCCUCCUCCUCACCAGCACCAGCACAAGUACCUUCACGACAGCGACGCAAAGGUAAAGGUAAAAGCAAACGACAAACCCGAACCAAAAAGCAAACCACCACCACCACCACCACUCCUCCUCCCUCCGCGUGUUCUUCAUCUUAUCAGCAACCUCCCCCCGAAAUCCACUUGAAAGACUCCCUCCUCCCCAACGUCUCCCAAAUCUGCACCCUCCUCUGGUCGCGCUCGCAGUCUCUCCGACUGCACGACACCGACAGCAUCGAGCUACAUACCGCGCGAAACAUGUACUGGCUUUUAUCGUGGGCGGAAACCGUCGCUUUUGCUGUUCUUCCACCUGCUUCUUUCACUUCCACUUCCACUUCUACUUCCACUUUGACUGCCUUUACCGUCCCAGAUCCACACCCAAACUCAAACCCAGAGCCAGAUCCAUUCGAUUCAACUACAACCACAUCAGUCGGUUCCUCGUUUCCCGGUUUUGGUGUGUCUUCUUCUUCUUUUUCUUCUUCUUCUUCUUCGUCUUCUUUGCGGCAGAGGAAGAGGGACAGGGACAGAGACUGGGAGUGGGAGUGGGAGGGUUUCGGGGAGGGGGUGAGUGAGGAUGAUGGGUAUUUAUGGAGGAGGGGAAAGAAUAGUGAGGAGGAGGAGGACAAGGCUAAAGGAGAGUUUGAGAGCAGAAAUGGGAGAGUCGCCAGGGAACAGCAACGGAUAGAAGAAAUGAUAAAGAGGGUGUUUGACGAGGGAGGCAUGCUUUGUGAGUUUCUGGGGUAUGGGGAGGGGGUGGAGAGGUUGGGUAGGGUUAGGGAGUUUUAUGAGUUUUGA
Molecule: messenger RNA, 3081 nt
Organism: Neurospora tetrasperma FGSC 2508
Lineage: Eukaryota; Fungi; Ascomycota; Sordariomycetes; Sordariales; Sordariaceae
Exons: 2
Coding region: 1-3081 (1026 amino acids)
Source: RefSeq, a predicted model, not a curated record